This is a messenger RNA of Zonotrichia leucophrys gambelii, 1181 nucleotides long. It is a transcript of the gene SNRPB2, whose product is annotated as small nuclear ribonucleoprotein polypeptide B2. Gene Ontology annotation, biological process: mRNA splicing, via spliceosome. Gene Ontology annotation, cellular component: U1 snRNP. The record is from RefSeq and is a predicted model, not a curated record. Bases 171 to 950 code for a protein of 259 amino acids. Gene Ontology annotation, molecular function: U1 snRNA binding. The transcript has 8 exons. NCBI's taxonomy places the organism in Eukaryota, Metazoa, Chordata, Aves, Passeriformes, Passerellidae.
GGCGGGAAGCGUAGGCCGCCAUCGAGAGCGGAGGCCGGACAGGGGAGGGGAGGUGAGGGGUGGUGAGGGGCUCUGGGACCCGGGGUCCAGGAUCUGAGAUCCAGGCAGUUCGCGGGUGCCGCCGAGAAUGGACAUCAGGCCGAACCACACCAUCUACAUCAACAAUAUCAAUGACAAGAUCAAGAAGGAAGGCUGAACAACCCCAAAACUCUCAGCCUUUCCUCAUAGGAGAGGUGCUCCAUCCCUCUAAUCAACUUGGUGGUCUCCUGGCCUUGCACCCACAAGCUCCAUGUCCUUCCUGUGCUGCGCACCCCAGAUCUGGAUGCAGCUCUGCAGAGCUGAAGAGGUCCCUGUAUGCGUUGUUCUCGCAGUUUGGUCAUGUGGUCGACAUUGUGGCUUUAAAAACUAUGAAGAUGAGAGGACAGGCAUUUGUUAUAUUUAAAGAACUUGGAUCAUCUACCAAUGCUUUGAGACAGCUACAAGGCUUUCCGUUUUAUGGGAAACCAAUGCGUAUUCAGUAUGCAAAAACAGACUCCGAUAUCAUCUCUAAAAUGCGCGGGACUUUUGCUGAUAAGGAAAAAAGAAAGGAAAAGAAAAAAGCUAAAACUCUGGAACAGUCAGCAAAUGCACCAAAUAAAAAGGUUAUCCAGGGAGCAACACAGAAUUCAGCCAGUGCCUCAGGGACUACACCACAGAAUCAGGUGCCUGAUAACCCACCAAACUAUAUCCUUUUCCUUAAUAAUUUGCCUGAGGAAACAAAUGAGAUGAUGCUGUCCAUGUUAUUUAAUCAGUUUCCCGGAUUCAAAGAAGUACGCUUAGUGCCAGGGCGCCAUGACAUCGCAUUUGUGGAGUUUGAAAAUGAGAACCAAGCAGGGGCUGCUCGAGACGCUCUCCAAGGAUUCAAGAUCACUCCAUCUCACGCCAUGAAAAUCACUUAUGCGAAGAAAUAGCUAUAUGAUCCUAUAAAGGACUUCUGUGGACAGGUGUUUUUUUUAAAAACACUGAUACUCUGGUCAGCUACCAUGUUUGCUGUUCCCUGCAGAAAACAUAAGACUCAAAUAGAAUUGCCACAAUGACCAGGGCACAUGUAAAAUUUUCACAGAUCACCCGGAUAGUAACUUUUUCUGUUGAAGUGCUAAUUUUUAUAAAAUAAAAUAUAAAUAUGCUGGUUUUGAGCCAUA